Molecule: messenger RNA, 2269 nt
Organism: Pristis pectinata (smalltooth sawfish)
Lineage: Eukaryota; Metazoa; Chordata; Chondrichthyes; Rhinopristiformes; Pristidae
Product: magnesium transporter NIPA2-like
Exons: 6
Coding region: 192-1454 (420 amino acids)
Biological process (GO): magnesium ion transport
Cellular component (GO): membrane
Molecular function (GO): magnesium ion transmembrane transporter activity
Source: RefSeq, a predicted model, not a curated record
UGCAUGAGAAAUUUUCAGCUGAAGGGUGGAGGAGAUUUAUAGUUCAAGAGCCGCCGAGCUGAAGUUUUAAGGUGUGAGCUGGAAAAGGACUUCGGAGAGAAACUUUCAGUGCAUUCAACAUCUUAGCCUUGAAGACUUGCUGAGUUUGUCUCGGGGAAACAUCGCUUCUAGAUGUUCAGGGAAAUAUUUUAAUGGAUCCAGGAUACAAACAUUGUGUUGAAGGUUCCUUCAUUUCUUUAGCUUGCCCUUCUACUGCUCAACAGGCUGUAUGUCGGAUCAUCAAUGUAACCAAAAUGAAAGACGUCCACCACCAAAAACUACAUGAAGAAUUCAAUGGGACAGGCGAUGGAGCAGUAACUUGGCCUGAAGCACAUUACAACCUGUACAUUGGGUUGACCCUAGCAAUCGCCUCCAGUCUCUUCAUUGGAAGCAGUUUUAUACUCAAGAAGAAAGGUCUCUUGCGAUUGGCUGAAAAAGGAAAUACCAGAGCUGGUCAAGGAGGAUAUGCCUAUUUAAAGGAAUGGCUAUGGUGGGGAGGACUUCUUUCUAUGGGUGCUGGAGAAGCUGCAAACUUUGCUGCCUAUGUGUUUGCACCUGCCACUGUGGUUACCCCAUUAGGUGCACUAAGUGUGCUAAUAAGUGCCAUUCUUUCAUCUUACGCCUUGCAUGAACGAUUGAAUAUCCAUGGUAAGUUAGGGUGCAUCCUCUGCAUUGUAGGAUCGACUAUAAUAGUGAUCCAUGCUCCAGAAGAGGAAGGCGUCCACUCCUUGGAUGAAAUGCAAGAAAAGCUAAAAGACACAGGAUUCAUCGUAUUUGCCAUCAUAAUAAUCAUAGUGUCUGUGGUGCUGAUUUUCUUUAUUGCCCCCAAAGUGGGACCAACAAAUAUUCUUGUCUACAUCUUCAUUUGCUCACUGAUUGGUGCCUUUUCUGUAUCUUCUGUGAAGGGGCUAGGCAUUGUUAUAAAAGAGCUGUUUGAAAACAAACCAGUAAUCAGCAAACCAUUGAGCUGGAUUCUGCUUCUGACUUUGAUCACUUCCAUUAGCAUUCAAAUCAACUAUUUAAAUAAAGCUCUUGAUACCUUCAACACCUCUAUAGUGACACCAAUUUACUAUGUAUUCUUCACUACCAUCGUCAUAACGUGCUCUGUUAUCCUCUUCAAAGAAUGGAACAAUGUGGAUAUCAAGGAUGUCAUUGGAAUUAUCAGUGGAUUCUGUACCAUAAUUUUGGGCAUCUUUUUACUUCAUGCUUUUAAGGAUAUUCAGUUCACUUGGGAACAGUUAUCAUCUCUCACCAAGAAAACUGAAAAAGAAGAAACAAAUGCACUUCAACAUGAUGACCAUCGUACGUUAUUGGAGAAUAUGGACAGCCCAUCUGCCAGCUAUGAAGAUGAAGUAAAUAUAUUCUUUAAUAGUAGAAAUGUUGGUUUACAAGAAAGUUCUAAUUUAAGUAGAUAAUUAGGAAAAUGGAAAUUUCUAAGAAAUUAUCUUCAUUAUUUUGUGAUCUUCUGUGCAAUCUGAAUUGCAAGAUCAUGGACUACUAUAAAUAUGUACAGAUUUUGAUUUGCAUUGUGUUUACAUAAUUUAUACAGUUUGUUUCUAGAUUUAAUUUUGCACUUGUUGGAUUAUCCAGUGUUCUGAAUUAAGUAAUGUAAAUAAGGAAAAAGGUGACUAAUGAUCAGUGCCUGGCAAUUCAUCUUUAGUCAGUGACGUUAAGUAUGCUAUAUGAUUACCUCAGCACUUUUUACUCCACCUCACAAUUCAUUCCAUUGAGGAAUGAAUUUCAGCCUAAGAACAUCGCAGAAGCUAUUAACUAACACAUUUAUUGCCACCAAAUUAGAGAUGAAUUUCCAUGCACAGUUAAUUUUAACUGAACAGCUUUGACUUGUAAGAAGUACACUGCAAUUUCAAUGUGAGGCAUUUGUUUCAGGGAUCAUGGUGGGAGAAUGGAUAUUUGCAAUAGAGAUUCAUUCUUCAAAUAAUGGCAUUUGAUACUGUGUAUAAUUGAAAUGGCUGCUUCGUACCAAGAGAAAAAUUUAAGAUCUGGGAUGUAAAUCUUAAGUAUAUAAUUUUUAAAAAAAAUUCUAACACUUUUAAGAUAAGAUACAGAUGAUUUGUGUAAUUUGGCAAAGUUGUAAGUAAUAAAAAUUUGCAGAGCUAGCCCUCACUCCUUAGCGAAUAUUUACCAUUGAGAGUGAAUGUAUUUCAAUAUAACUGCACAAAUUUGCUUUAUUUUUUACAAAUAAAGGUUGACCUAUAUUUGAGAAACAACU